Molecule: messenger RNA, 1175 nt
Organism: Anopheles coluzzii
Lineage: Eukaryota; Metazoa; Arthropoda; Insecta; Diptera; Culicidae
Product: chaperone protein DnaJ 2-like
Exons: 5
Coding region: 126-1037 (303 amino acids)
Biological process (GO): negative regulation of transcription by RNA polymerase II
Cellular component (GO): cytosol
Molecular function (GO): protein-folding chaperone binding
Source: RefSeq, a predicted model, not a curated record
AGAGCAUUUGGCACAUUAUCCUCAUCCACGCCGGUUCUGUUUUCUGCGCUAGUGCUACCAAAUUACCAUCGCACCAGUUCGCUAUCAUUUGAAUCAUUUUUAGACUAUCAUAAUUUGUGUGAGAAAUGGAAGAAGAGAAAAAUUUCUACGCAGUAUUGGGAGUGGCACGUGAGGCUUCCCUGGAGGAAAUCCUCGCUGCCUAUCAACGGCUAGCACCAAUGUGUCGGGCAGAUUCGGAAAACUAUGAUCCGACGGAUUUCCCGAUCCAGGGUCUGGAGCAGCAAGAGUAUUGGGAGAAGCUGAACCACGCAUACCGCACGCUGAUCAUUCCGGAGAUACGUGCCCGGUACGAUGCUGGCUACCCUAGCGAGGAACUGCCUGCCCCGGUACGCUCCCGCGCUGAGUCAUUGGCCCGGGGCAGUUCGGCUGCCAUUCAGCCACCCCCUUUGAUUGAGCCCGCGUCGAAGCAGGUACGGCCACACUCCGUCGUGAUACAAUGUCCGGUCCAGCUGGAAGAGCUAUUCCACGGGACGCGGAAGGAUGUCAGCUAUCAACGGCUGGUCAACAUUGCCGGCCAGUCGGAGCUCAUCCAUCAGACGACGUCGGUCAAUAUCACACCGUACAUGCGCGAUGGCGAACAGAUCAUACUGCGUGGGCUCGGCAACCAGAUUGGAGCGGUGCAGGGUGAUCUGCUGGUUGUAUUGCGCCAAUUCGUACACCCGUCUUUCAGCGCCAAGGGCAACGAUCUUGUCUGCAACUGUCACAUACCGCUAUCGGUUGCUGUGCUGGGCGGCAUAGUCUCCAUCAGGGGCAUCGACAACAAGACAUUUGGGCUGAUGUUGCACGAACCGUACCCGCUGCUUCCGCCCCUAGUGAAGGUGAUCGAGGGCGAGGGUAUGAAGACGCGCCACGGGCGUGGAAAGCUGGUGGUCAAGUUUUACGUCCAAUUUCUACCAGUGCCAACCCGUCUGCGGGAUGAAACCACCAACCUGCUGCGUCAGAUCGAGAGCGCAUACAGUCGCGCGGAGGACGCCUAGGACGCUCGCAUAUGCAUCCAAAAACCGCACCCGUCCGUGCUGUACGCUCAACAUCUGCCAUACACUGUAGUUGUACCUCGUGCUCGUAGCGUAGAUGACGACAUUCAUUCAUAAAAACACAAACACUCGCUCUCUCAA